CUCUCAUGCACUCACACACACACUGAUCGGAUCUCUGUAGGAGCUGCUGAUUUCACGAUGGGUUGCUGAUGGGGUUGCUACAGUGAUUUCUAUCAGCUCUGUGAUUGGCUCAUUUUGUGGCUGCUGUCGCGAUGGCGAAGAGUCCGGAAGUGAAGCUGGCAGUUUUUGGCAGAGCGGGAGUGGGCAAGUCAGCUCUUGUGGUGCGAUUCCUGACCAAGCGCUUCAUAUGGGAGUAUGACCCCACACUCGAGUCCACGUAUCGACAUCAAGCGAAUAUUGACGAUGAAACAGUCAGCAUGGAGAUUCUAGACACGGCCGGACAGGAGGAUCUUCUGCAGAAGGAGGGUCACAUGCGCUGGAGUGACGGCUUCAUCCUGGUGUAUGACAUCACAGACCGCGGGAGCUUCGAGGACGUGGCUCCUCUCAAAGUUCUUCUGGAUGAGGUGAAGAGACCCAAACACGUCCCACUGGUCCUGCUGGGAAACAAAGCGGAUCUGGAACACGCCCGACAGGUCGCCACGGAGGAGGGCGAGAGGCUCGCUGCGGACAUGGCCUGCGCGUUCUACGAGUGUUCAGCGUGUGCGGAUCAGGUGGGCACGGGUGGAGGCGUGGCUGAGGCUUUCUACGAGCUGUGUCGCGAGAUUCGCCGUAGACGCGCCGUACAGGGCAAAACACGCCGCAGGAGCUCCACGACACACGUCAAACAAGCCAUUAACAAGAUGCUCACCAAGAUCAGCAGCUAGAGAGCUUUGACAGCUGAGAAGUUCAUUAACAAUCGCUGACAUUUUUUAAAGGGGUCAUAUCACGAGGAAUCAAAUAUUCCUUGACCUUUUAAAAUAAGAGUUCAUUAAACAUACUGUAACUUUCAGAACCCAAAAAAAGCAUUUAUUAAAAACUAAACCAUAAAAAUAACUCGUUCUGAACUUCUGACUUCAGAUGAACUCAUGCUCACCCACAUUUACACAUCAAUUAUGCCUAUUUAAGUAAUAAGGAUGAAAUAUCAUAGACACAAUUAUUCCUACACAGCAGAAGAACUGAUGAUAAAGGGCGUUGAUACACCCUCAGUGAAUUUUUUUGUUCUUUGCUCAAAGCUACAAAGAACGUUGAAACAGUCAAGUAACAGUGUACUGUUUGCGAAAAUUCGUACACCAGGACCAGCAUUUAGAGAAGCAUUUAAAUCAGACACAUGCUGUCAAACAGGAAAAGAUGUUUUAACAACUUGACGGUGCUUUAAAAUAAUAUAUAUGCAGUAGAUAAUGUGUAAUUUGUCAUGUUUACAUUCUGCAUUCAUGGCGUUAAUGCUAACGCUAACAUACUAUAGGCUAUGUAGUCAUAAUAUGCUUCAGUUACUAUCUGUAAUAGCAUUAUUUGAUUUUUUAUGUGAAAAUAAUUCACGUAUGAUGAUGAAAACGUUUUUUAUACAUGUUCUUUAAGAAAUACACUGAUUACAUUAAGAAAGUGUUUAACAGGCAGGACAAGGUGUUCUUGAAAGUUUGUGCUAGUAAACUGUUUUGAGGGCCAAUGACGUGGCGCUAAUUUUUUGGUCCAGAUCAUCUCCAAUACACCUCUUCUAUGAUUAACAAGUUCAAAGUAAUUUUUAUGUUUUUUCCAGGGGCUUAAAAUAAAAAAUGUCAUGUGGUGUAACCAUCCAGAGACAGUAAAAGAAAAUCAAAAAUUCAAAAGCUGAAAUACUUGAAAAAAGAAAUGUUGGUGCAUUCAAGUCAUGUUGGAAUGAUCGUAUUUAUGAGUUGAACGCACAUGAACGGCACCACAAUUACGAGUGGGAAACUCAGGAUUUUCUUUGAUCCCUGACUUUCUGAGUUGGAUGUGUGUCGAUUUAAGAAUCAUGGAGGAAGCAAAUUGUUAUUGGUAAUAAUUCAUUUUUACUUGAGGAUUUGGACUGUGCAGUUUAGUUUGUAUUAGAGGCAGACCCAGGUGCGUAGAUUCCAGGGGGGAUGCAAGUACAACUCCCCCAUUAUUGAUACCAUGAUCAGUGUAAACAUGGGUAAAUGCUUUACAUUGCAACCCCCUAAUGUUCAAGCCAAAUCUACACACUUGGGUAGACUGAUAUAUCGGUUUUACAUAUUAAUCGGUGCCGAUAGUUGCUUUCUGGAACUAUCGUUAUUGGCAAAAAACCUCUGCCGAUAGUUGCCGAUAUUCUUUUAUUGCUCAUUCAUAUCUAUUUAUAUUUAAUAAUAAUACAGGCUAGAGGUAGACCGAUAUAUCGGUUUUACUGAUUAAUCAGCACCGAUAGUUGCUUUUUGGAACUAUUGUUUAUCUGCAAAAAUCUCUGCCGAUAGUUGCCGAUAUUUCUUUAUUGCUCAUUCAUAUCUAUUUAUAUUUAAUAAUAAUACAGGCUAGAGGUAGACCAAUAUAUCAGUUUUACUGAUUAAUCAGUGCCGAUAGUUGCUUAUUGGAACAAUCGGUUAUCUGCAAAAAUUUCUGCCGAUAGUUGCAAAUAGUUUUUUUAUUCCCCAUUAAUAUCUGUUUAUAUUUAAUAAUAAUUCUGGCUAGAGGUAGAUUUAUUUUAAAUUUUUUUUAUUUUUUUUUUCUCCCCAAUUUGGAAUGUUCAAUCCCCAUUGCGCUCUAAGCCCUCGCGGUGGUGUAGUAACUCGCCUCAAUCCGGGUGGCGGAGGACGAAUCUCAGUUGCCUCUGCGUCUGUGACCGUCAAUCUGCGCAUCUUAUCACGUGGCUUGUUGAGCAUGUUACUGCGGAGACAUAGCACGUGUGGAGGCUUCGCGCUAUUCUCCGCGGCAUCCACGCACAUCUCACCACACGCCCCACUGAGAGCAAGAACCAUAUUAUAGCGACCACAAGGAGGUUACCCCAUGUGACUCUACCCUCCCUAGCAACUGGGCCAAUUUGGUUGCUUAGGAGACCUGGCUGGAGUCACUCAGCAUGCCCUGGAUUCAAACUCAUGACUCCAGGUGUGGUAGUCAGCGUCAAUACUCGCUUAGCUACCCAAGCCCCCCCAAAUUAUUAUUAGAUUAAAAAAAAAAUCAACUUUGGACAACCAUAUUUGUCAACGACCCUUGAACCACCGCAACAAACUCCUUCUUUUUGGCCAGAUUUAGUUCGAAAUUACAUCACACCCAUUUUCAAUUAGAUUUUGUUAGAUGUAUAUUGCCGCCUUAAAGAGUAAAAUGUGGUGACGUGUGUAAAAGCUUGCACUGUUUGUGUGUGUGUGUGUGUGUUUGUGUGUGUGUGUGUGUGUGUGUGUGUGUGUGUGUGUGUGUGUGUGUGUGUAUGUGUGUAGCAUCUGCCGCUCUGCAGAUCCUUCUGAAGAAUGUUCAAGAUCCAAGAUCAAGAUCCCUGAUCAUUUCAGUCUGAUCUGAACAGUUUCAGCACAGAUUGUCUGUCAUAAUGUAAUGCAGCUGUUAUUAAAGGAUGAGACAGUUCAAGCUAUAUUGAACCCGACAACAAACAUGCAGCUCGUGUAUAAACGCAUAAAAGUGCUGUUACUCAUUUCAUAUGUGAAAAGGAUGUUUCUCAAAGACACAAUGGCAAAAAAAAAAAAAAAGCUGCACAUUUUAUUGUAAUGGUCAGAGAGAGGGUAAAAAAUGGCCACAAAACAAACUUUACUAACACUAUAAAUGGACCUCAGGGAAAGAAAGUAAACAAAAACGAUGAUAUGACCCCUUUAAAGUUCUGACAGAAGCGUUACAUAACCUGCACAACGUGCCUCAUGCUUUAUUGUUUGGAUGCAGUAUGACCGUGUGUGUUCAUAUUUUUCUGCAUUGUGGCGUGUGUACUCUCAAUUUUUUCCACAGUUUGAGGCCUCCAGUUGUAUAUUUGUUCUCGCAGCUGAAUCGAAUGAUUUCGUGAAAUGUCAACAGUGAUAUCAGCGUCACAGUUCGCUGCGCUGCAGUCCAGUCCUCAUUCAACACAUGUUGACUUUAGAGAAACAUUUCAAGCCGAAACAUCGGCCAUCCAAUAAACCGCUAUCAUCAUUCAUAAUCAUGGCAUUACGACAUCAAACACAGAUGCCUGAUGUUGGAAUGUCUGUCUGCAUUUUUCUGCAUGUUGUUACAGAUGUUAUCUCAUAUAAGAACUCUCCUCUCAUUGGCUCAGAGAAUCUGAGGGCCAUCAGGGACCAAAAUGGUCAUAUUUGUCAUGUUUUUCUCCUUUGAAGCCAUUACUCACCGUCACAAACACGUGUAAACAAAUGUAUAUUUCUCCCUGUAUGACUUAAGAGUUCUAUUGUCAAAAGAUGUGUACAGUAUAUAUCUAAAACAUGCCAUGUUUCUGUACAGUGUCUGAUACUGUAGAAGGUAUUCUUUCACUGUUUGCUGAGCACACAGACUCGAGCGCUGUGCAAUAAAGAACGUGUG
Messenger RNA from Myxocyprinus asiaticus (Chinese sucker), 4332 nucleotides. Its product is annotated as ras-related and estrogen-regulated growth inhibitor-like. Gene Ontology annotation, molecular function: GTPase activity; GTP binding. Lineage: Eukaryota; Metazoa; Chordata; Actinopteri; Cypriniformes; Catostomidae. The record is from RefSeq and is a predicted model, not a curated record. The transcript has 5 exons. Bases 132 to 743 code for a protein of 203 amino acids.